UCACGACCAGCUACUUCCGUGUGGUGUAUCAGUUUAGUACGUGUCCAGAUAUACAUGUCACUGUCACUGCGGGUCUGGAUGUAAACAGGUGCCAGGUUGGCGUUCACGCACCACCGCUGGAGUACAGGUCAUCUUGCCGUGACACUGGUAUCCCCUGGCUGUGACAACAUAGGUUGACAGGGUACCCUUGGCAGUUGACUCACUCGAGCUCCAUUCCUGAAGGAAGAUUCCUGAAAACGAGGCUAGGCCCUGGAGACAGCUAGCAGGAAACCAUGAAACAAGUAACAGCUGUCGUCAUUGGAGCAGGAAACAGGGGACACAAUUAUGCAGAAUUUGCUGAUGAAUUUCCGGAAAAACUGAAGGUUGUCGGAGUGGCAGAACCGAGGAGGUUUUAUAGGACGAAAAUGCAACAGACAUAUGGAAUACCAGACACGGCUGUCUUCUCAGACUGGAAGGAGUUGCUCAAAAUUCCCAAAAUGGCUGAUUUAGCGAUUAUUGCAACUCCUGAUCAAUUGCAUAAGGAACCUGCCGUUGCACUAGCUAAGAAUGGAUAUCACAUUCUGGUAGAGAAACCCAUGGCGACAACGGAGCAAGACUGUAUAGAGAUCGUGGAGACAUGUAAACAGGCCGGGGUCAUGCUAGCCGUGUGUCACGUGUUAAGAUACACGUUGACUGCCAGGAAAAUCAAAGAAAUCAUCGACAGCGGAGUGAUUGGAGAUGUCACACACCUGCAGCUCCUGGAACCAGUAGGGUUUUGGCACUUUGCCCAUUCGUAUGUCCGUGGAAACUGGAGAAAUGAACGCCAGAGCUCUUUCUCCUUAUUGGCUAAAUCCUGCCAUGAUCUUGACCUACUGAAUUUUUGGAUGCAUCCGGCAAAGGUCGCCAGGAUCUCAUCUAUGGGGAGUCUGAUCCAUUUUACCAAAGAAAAUAAGCCUCAGGGAGCAUCGUCAAGAUGCAUGGACUGCUCAGUAGAGAACUCGUGUCCGUAUUCGGCCAAGAAACUCUACCUAGACGAAAUGGUUAAACAGGGCAACACUCGCUGGCCAGUGUCUGUCAUCACUGAAGUCCCUGACAUAGAAAGUGUCACCGAGGCUUUGAAGACUGGACCGUAUGGGAGGUGUGUCUACGACUGUGACAACGAUGUUAUGUCCAACCAGGUUGUAAACUUCCAGUUUGAUGGGGGGCAGACCGCUUCGUUUACUAUGGUCGCAUUCACGGAGAAGAUUUGUGCCAGGCAGGUGCAAGUGUAUGGAAGCAAGGGAGAGCUUCGUUGUGACUUUGACAGCCAAGUCGUCCACCACUACGACUUUCUCAGCCAAAGCACCACCAGUCACAGCUGCGUUAACCCCAGCAAUGUCCGGCUGAGAGGCCACGGCGGCGCUGACCACAUGAUGAUGGUAUCCUUGGUGGACGCCAUUGCGACCAAUGAUCCGUCAAAGAUUCUCACCGGGUCAGAGGAAACACUGCUCAGUCAUAAACUGGUGUUUGCGGCAGAAAAGGCGAGAAAGGAAAAUCGAGUUGUAGAAUUCAGCGUUUGAUUCUGGCAUAUGCAAAUAAUAUUAAUGCAAAUCGGCCAUAUGAUAUGACGAAUCAUAUCCAAGCGAUUGUACGGUAAUGUGACGAACGGCAGACGAGUAUUAGGGCUUAAAAAUUGAUUUAGAAUAAAAAAUGUGCCAAUGUACUUUCACACUUACCAAGUCAGAUUUAAAUCAGUUCUAGUCAACAUACAUUUUUCCUGUAUAGUACACAGACAGCGGCAAUUUUGUUCCGUGAGAUUUGACAAUCAUUAGGAAGUAUCAAUACCCUAGAUUAUAACUGCUGAUUGUAACGAAUAAAGGUAUAGUCUCUUGAAAUAAUUACUAAGUACUAUUUUGACGUUUAUCCCACCAGAUGACGACAAACAAGAUUCAAUCAAAAUCGUUUUAAAUGAAAUGUUAAUAACGCGAAAGAUACUCUAGCUGUGAUGAAUUUGUAGUCAAGCAUUUGGUUGAUAAAUUUACAGUAUGUGAAGCUUUCAGAAUAUGGCUAUCUUUGGAAUUUACUCUGAACUAUUUUUCAAUAUACAAAUAAUUUACCUCUCAUAAUUGAAUGUCUCAGAGGCGAUCUGACGUACUCAUUGCGCUUACAAAAAUAAAAUAAAAUGAUUUAA
This is a messenger RNA of Lingula anatina, 2149 nucleotides long. RefSeq lists its product as uncharacterized. Gene Ontology annotation, molecular function: nucleotide binding. The record is from RefSeq and is a predicted model, not a curated record. NCBI's taxonomy places the organism in Eukaryota, Metazoa, Brachiopoda, Lingulata, Lingulida, Lingulidae.